AUGUCAAUUUCAAAAAGAAGUGAAAAAUUAAGUUAAAAAUAGAUUGAAAACAAAUGGAUUGAUAAAGUAGUUUGUAAAAACUAUAGAAUUCUUAGUCCAUUAAAUUCUGGUUCAAAUUUUUCAUUAAUUUUAUAGGUUCCUUUGGUCAUAUCUACUUAGCAAUUCAUCAAAUUAAACAAGAAUAUUAUGCAGUUAAGAUAUUAUCAACAGGAAAAAAUCCAAUUCUUACUAAAUCUGUAAAGAAUGAAGUAGACGUACUUUAUAAAUUAAAUGGACAUAUUGGAUUUCCUCGCUUAUAUUAUUUUAUUUAAAAUGAAACUGAAAGCUUUAUAGUAUAAACUUUAUUAGGAUAAAACUUGUAUUAAUUGUUAAUGUAAACUCCAAAAAAAGUAUUUUCUUUAAAAACUGUUCUAAUGUUCUUAGAUUAGGCAAUAGAAAGAUUAUAAUAUUUACAUAUGAAUGAUUACAUACAUAGAGAUAUAAAACCAGAGAAUUUUAUGACAGGUUUAAAAGAAGAUGAAAUAUAUCUAAUUGAUUUUGGAUUUGCAUCAAAAUAUAGAGAAUAAGGUUAGCAUAUAGAGAGAUAGAAAAAUGAAAAUAUAAUUGGAACUCCAAGGUAUUUUAAUGAUUAACUUUGAUAAGCCUAGAUUUUGCCCAAUCUGUUCUCAUUUGAGCUUAUCUUAAAAUAGAGCUAGUGAUUUAGAAAGUUUAGGAUAUUUAGCUAUUUAUUUUUUAAAAGGUUCAUUACCAUGGAUGCAUAUUCAUGCAGAAACUCCAGAAGAAAAAAUAAAAUUAAUAGGAUAGAAAAAGAUGAAUACAUCUAUAGAAGAUUUAUGGUAAUUUAAUAAUAUAAAUAUAAUAUAGUAUUGGAUUACCUAAAACAUUUGAAGAUUAUUUUAAAUAUAUUUAAAAUAUUUCAUUUGAUGGAGAUCCAAAUUAUGAAUAUAUUUAAUAAUCUUUUAAGAAAUUAUAUUAAACUUUAGGAUAUCCAUUUGAUCAAAAAUUUGAGUGGAGUAAAGAAGAAAUAAGAAAUUCUCAAGAUAAUGAGAAAAAUACAAAAUAAUAGUAAUUUUUAGAUGUUGGAAGGAAAUCAUUUACAGCUGAUGUUAAUAUAGAAGAAAUACCAUCAUAAAUAUAAAAAAAGUAUAAUAUAAAUAAUAAUUAUAAUUAGAAAAAUAGAGAGAAUUCAUCAUCUAAAAAUUUAAGAAGAUUUAUUCUUGAUUACUGAUUUAUAAUAAGAUGAAAUCUAAGAAUUUGAACCAGGACAUACAUUAUUCGAAUAAAUGCAAUAGAUAAAUCAAUAAAAUUUAAAGAAAUACAAAUGA
Paramecium pentaurelia is the source of this 1325-nucleotide messenger RNA. NCBI's taxonomy places the organism in Eukaryota, Ciliophora, Oligohymenophorea, Peniculida, Parameciidae. The record is from the annotation of a GenBank genome assembly.